Messenger RNA from Cetraspora pellucida, 624 nucleotides. The record is from the annotation of a GenBank genome assembly. NCBI's taxonomy places the organism in Eukaryota, Fungi, Glomeromycota, Glomeromycetes, Diversisporales, Gigasporaceae.
AUGGCAAUGUUUGCAAUAAAACAGAAGAAAAGAUGUACAGAGACAGCUAAGGAGCAAAAAAUAUGCCUUGAAUAUAGACGUAACCAACAGAAAAAAAUAGAGAUGCAGAAACUAUUGAAGAAAAGAAAGCAAAAAAUGAACAUAGGUGCAACCAAUGAAAGAGAAAAGUGGAUUCAAAAACUAAUGAAGAAUGAGAAGAACAUCUUGCACAUAACCAUAAUUGAAAACAUAAGGGAAAGGAAAGAUAAUGAUAGAGAAUCUACAAGUAAAGAAAAAAAAAAUGUAAGACCUUGUAAAUCUCAACUUUCAGAAUCUAAUAAAAAACUUUUAAAUACUUUUUGCAACAAAAUGACAAUAAUCAAAAAUGAGCUAUGUCUGACAUGUCAUGAACAGUUUCCAUUUAUUAUCCUUUAUCAAGAAGAUGUAUCUCAAGAACUUCAAGGUCUUACUAAUAUUGAAGAGAUGUUGAUUGCACAGGUUUUCUCUAUUGUAUCAGUUUAUAAUCUUCAUAGAGGACAGUACGCAUAUCGAGGAAACAUCAUUAAUUUCCCUCAAGAUUUACAAGGUUUUGUAACUUGCCUUUCACAUCAUCUAUCAUCAUUAAGCAUGCUUAUUAUACAAUAG